This is a messenger RNA of Zingiber officinale, 3376 nucleotides long. RefSeq lists its product as uncharacterized. The coding region runs from base 17 to 1294 and encodes 425 amino acids. NCBI's taxonomy places the organism in Eukaryota, Viridiplantae, Streptophyta, Magnoliopsida, Zingiberales, Zingiberaceae. The transcript has a single exon. The record is from RefSeq and is a predicted model, not a curated record.
UGUUUGUACUGAUCAGAUGCCACUGUCGAGGCUUCUCGUCUUCCUCCGCCGCCGCAUCACACGACGCUUCGGUUUAUUAGCUUCGCCACCGGAAACCCUCGCCGUCGGAUGCUCCACGAUGGCCUCCACCUGCGUCAACUCCGCUUGUCCUCUGACAGACUCCGCUUUCCUCGAUUUCGCCCCUUCUCGCUCCGCCUUCGGCUGGCUCAGCCCCCGGAUUUCCUUCAGCCGCGAAGACGCUGACCCCUCCGUGUCAGCCGACAAUGGGGAGUUAAGCCCGGAAUUAGCGCCCGAUUUCGAGUUCCGCCCGGAAGACCCCGUCGCGAUGUUGCCUGCUGACGAGCUCUUCUCCGACGGGAAGCUUGUUCCGCUCCAGAUCUCGGCGGCGCGGCCCCACGUGGAGGAGAUCCGAUCUCCUCAGGCGGAGCGGCCUCGUCGUGUGGCGGAUGUUCUCGGAUCCGAGUUUUGCGCGCAGUCGCCCAAGGCGCCGAGGUGUUCAAGCCGGUGGAGGGAGCUACUUGGUUUCAAGAAGUCGAAUAGCCCUAAGCCGGACAUUGAGAAGGCGGGGCAGGCCGCCCCUACUAGGAGCUCGCAUCUUAGCACCAAAUCGCUUCUCCAUCUCCUUCACCGCCAUCAGAAGCCCUCCGCUGCCGACUCCUCCAUCUCCACACCGCUUCUCCACGAAUCGGAGGCGGAGCCUGUUUCCAUAUCCACCCGCCGCUCACUCUCCUCUUCGUCCUCCUCCUCGGGCGCCGACCACGACGAGUUUCCGCGGCUCUCCCUCGACUUCGAAAAGCGAGUUCACGACCGGAUCUCCCUCGCCCGGGCAACGACCCCAGUGCGGGUGUCCCGGACAAGGGGCACCAGCUUGGCGAACAAUCACGCGGCAAGGACAGGCCGAAGUCCGGUAAGGCGUCGGGGGGAGGCGGCGCCUCCGUCGAGGGGAGUUUCUGUCGAUAGCCCGCGGAUGAACGCGUCUGGGAAGGUAGUCUUCCAGGCGCUAGAGCGGAGCUCGAGCAGCCCAGGCUGCUUUCCUGCCGCUGGCGUCAGUGGCCAUCACUUCCGCAGAAAGCCCUAUAGGGCGAUGGAGCGGUCUUACUCAGCCAAUGUCCGAAUCGCGCCUGUGCUCAACGUAAUCCCGGUUGGCUCGCUCCGAGUCUGUUCGUCGAAGCCUGGUUCCGUAUUUGGAUUCGGUCAGUUCUUCUCGCCCCACAAGAAAGAGAAGGACGUCUCCGCCCCGAGGUGGAAUCCUCACAGCAGCUUCAGCAGAAGCCAUACCGUCGCCAAAGCCUGAACUGAAUCAAACUUGAGGUAACAAAAUGCUACUUUUUAGUAUAAAAGUUGAUUCUGCUUUGCUUGUUCAAAUUUCGCCUUGUAUAAUUCCAGAUCUAUUAUUGUUUGAUUCGAUGCUUUAGCUUUCUUAAUCUUUCAAAUUUUGAUCUUGGAAAUGGUCCUGAUCUUUGUUCUUUGGCCGAUUUCUAAAAGAAUUCUUUACGCAAUUUGUUUGUGGCUACUGUUUCCACGUGACAAUGUCCAGUCUGCUAUGCCGACAUACUACAUUCCGCGGUGGUAUAGAUGUGAGCAUGGAGCAAGAAGUAUCGAAUUAGAAAGUGGAGAACUCAUUCCCUAAAAUUGAGGGAUUUUAAAGGUUCCACAGAACAGUUAAGUUUAGAAACAAGUCAUAUGUGCACUAUUUUAGUUAUGUUAAUUCUUUUUAAACUGAAAAUUUUCUAUUUUGAUUUUUUUUAAAAAAAAGGUCAUAAAAAUUUUGCAAAAAAACUCAUAUCAUCAAUCUCUUCAAAAGAACAAUUAUGUUUUGAUCUUGGAAUUGGGCCGGAUAUGCUUUGUUCUUUGGACAAUUUCUAACAGAAUUCUUUGCACAACCUUUUUGUGGCUACUAUUUCCACGUGAUAAUAUCCCGUCUCUGCUGUACCGGCAUAUUACAUUCCGCAGUGCGGCAGUGGUAUAGUUUUUUCUACGCCGAUUUCAAACUUGAAGAUAUCAUCUUUUUUUUAUGUGAGAAUAAAUGGAUGAAUUGCAUGUGUAGAUGAAGUCAAAGUUGGAUCACUACUGUAGUGGGUCUUGUUCUCGGUAUUUGUAGCACCUGUACGCAGGUUUUUAACUGACAGACCUGCCCGCCCUUGUUUCUGGGCGCAGAGAUUCCCUUCUCCACUUAUUUUAUUUGCUCAUCGUUUGGAUUCAUCCGUUUAUUUUCAUAUAAAAAAAAAGAUAUCUUCAAGUUUGAAAUUGUUGUAGAAAAAGGUAUACGCAGAAUGUAAUGUGUCGGCACAGCAGACUGGAUAUUAUCACGUGGAAACAGUAGCCACAAACAGGUUGUAUAAAGAAUUCUGUUAUAAAUCGCCCAAAAACAAAGCAUAUCAGGACCAAUUCCAAGAUCAAAACAUGAUUGUUUUUUUAAAAGAUUGAUGAUAUGAGUUUUUUUGUAAAAUUUUUAUGAUCUUUUUUAAGAAAUUCAAAAUAGAAAAUUUUCAGUUUAAAAAGACUUAACAUAAUUAAAAUAGUGCACAUGACUUAUUUCUGAACUUGAACUGUUCUGUGGAAUCUUUAGAAUUGCUCAAUUUUGGAGAAUGAGUUCUUUUCUAAUUCUUAUGAUACUUCUUGCUCCAUGUUCACAUCUAUUAUGUCCAUCUGUACCAAAAAUUAUAGACAAUCUUGUACACCAGGGCAACUAUCGGUGUACAUCUGGGCACCAUCUUAAGUUGCAUAGUCAUUUGGUAGAGAGACAGCUUCUGAUAUUUAGAUGUUAUGAACCACUGCACUUGGAACCAGGGUUGCCUAGUUUCAGAAUGCCACUUCAUGUCUAUUGUAUCAAAAGGGUGGCAAGUCUGUUUUGUCUAGUUUUGAUAACAUGUCGAUAUGUUUCUUUAAUAAUUAAUGAUUUUGCAAAGCAACAUCCACUAAAUAUAGAGAUAUCAUGGUUCACCAUUCUUGUUCAAGUGAGAGGAGCACCCUAGCUUUAUCAGCUAGCUAACAUCAUCACUUACUAACUUAGAUGAAACCAAUAAAGUCUUUAUAAUUUUUUGUUCUAAAAGGUGUUCCAAAAUCUUUUUUUAAUAAUGCCUUUGACUGUGAUUUCUCCUUCUAAAUAGCAUAACUUGCGACAAGAUUGAGGGCUAAAAAUACAUUUUUGCUACCCAAAAACUGAGAAUGUUGAUCUUGGGAUGUUUUACAGCUAAACUUAAUAUGAUUUGUGAUUAUCACAGGGGCUAGUCUAUUCGUAAAUCAGUUUGCUCUUUGGAAAAUGUGUCACGAAUUGAUUUACAAAUGUACUUGUAGUAAAACUAUUGAAAUUUAAAAUGUUGAAUUUGAGGUGUCCUAAUAUUAAACAUAGAAGAAAUUUAUGAUUUUUACUAUA